Molecule: messenger RNA, 2711 nt
Organism: Eremomyces bilateralis CBS 781.70
Lineage: Eukaryota; Fungi; Ascomycota; Dothideomycetes; Eremomycetales; Eremomycetaceae
Exons: 6
Coding region: 215-2437 (740 amino acids)
Biological process (GO): regulation of transcription by RNA polymerase II; DNA-templated transcription
Cellular component (GO): chromatin
Molecular function (GO): RNA polymerase II cis-regulatory region sequence-specific DNA binding; DNA-binding transcription factor activity, RNA polymerase II-specific; zinc ion binding
Source: RefSeq, a predicted model, not a curated record
AUAUUCCAUAGUUACUCUAAAAUAACCUCUUACCUUGGCUUUUCCGCGGAACGUCAGAUGCAUUAUUAGUUCAACCUAUUGUUUUGAUACUAGAGCUGCUAGGAUUUGGGGUGAUUUGGCUGUCCUGUACCAGUUGCAGCACUUAAUUGACAACCCGAGCACAUCCAACUUCAGCGAAGUGCCUGAUGCAUACCUCUAGUCGAGACAUGCGAUGAUGCGAAACACUUGCAGCUACUGCCAACGUCACUUCAAGCGUGCAGAACACCUAACGAGGCAUCUUAGAAUACAUACCAAGGAACGACCGUUUAGAUGCGGUUGUGGAGCCACCUUCUCUCGCCGUGACCUCCUUACUCGGCACUGGCGAAUCUCUAAACAUGGCGACGAUGAAGUAUCACCACCUGAAUACGCCCGGCGUGGACCAGCGGUCGACUCCCCCGUCAACGACGGGCUUCCUGCAGAAGAUGGGUUCCUCGCGCAGGCGCAUUCCCUGGAUAUUCCAACUGGGGCCGUCAUCGAUAACCAUCAUGAUGAUGGUCUCGAAGUCUUCUUGGAGUUUCUAAACUUUAUGGACGGCGUGGGCCUUCCUGCCCAUUGGUCUCCUACCCGUGGCCUUGAUUUGGAUGCCGCUGGCAGCGUUCGCGACUCCGAAGGCCCGGAUGCGCUCGAUGCCAAUGGCAUUGGUACUCCUUUUAGUACCUGGCUGCCCUCCGCUCCUGCCGAGAAUGAAGCAAGCUGCGCUAUUCCGUUGAGAGAUUCUGUCGAUUCUGACACGAGCGGGCGGACGUAUGUCGUCACCGAAGCUGAGCGGAGCUUACUGUUCUUGUCUCUUGAGACUUUUCGGUCAUCUAUUCCGGAUUUUAAGCUGCCAUCUCGCCACGCCCUUACGCGAUACCUAAUUUCAUUCUUCGAAGGGUUCCAUUCACACCUCCUAUUCAUUCACGAACCUACCUUCAAACCAUCAGGCACGCCCCUGGAGCUCACGCUGGCCAUGUGCUCAGCUGGCGCGCAGUAUUGCUUUGAAAGGAGAGUUGCAGAACAACUAUUUCAUGCAGCAAAUGCAAUCGUCUUUGCGAGGUUGAGAUACGAAGAAACGAGCUUUGGGCCGCAGAUUCGUUCCUUGAUCCGCCUGCACAAUUCAUCUCUAAGAGAAGAUGUGCCAUCUGCACGACGUGGCGACCCGUGGGCUCCGCUUGACACCAUCAAGACUCUACUAAUCUUGGUUGGAUACGCGACCUGGGAAGUCGUCGGCUUGCUCCAGCAAUCAUUUGCCCUUCGACAGUUGCUCGUUCAUUGCCUUCGCGACAUUGGUCUUGCGGAGGAGAGUCACCAGCCCACGAGCCCUGGCUCAAACGGUUUAACAUGGGAACAGUGGAUAGAGAAAGAAUCUGCGCGACGCUCUAAGCUGAUUGCAUUCUGCUACGUAAACGUGCAUAGCAUAGCUUACGAUGUUCACCCAAUGCUCUGGUGUAGCGAGCUGCACUUGCGACUGCCAUGCUCUACCGACCGAUGGCAAGCUCGAAGUGCCUCUCAAUGGGCGAAUCUCGAGCGUCAAGAUGAUAAGGACCAGAUGCUCUUUCAGGAAGCCUUAUCGCUCCUGUUGUACAGCACGGAUGAAGCGAUUACGAUACAGCCGAAUCCAAGUCCCCUUGGGAACUACGUUUUGCUGCAUGCGCUCUUGCAGCGAAUCCACAUUGUUCGCGAGCUGUCACUCCACGCUAGCUGUGGGGCGGCAACCAUGCCUGCUCCUGAGCUUCAGAUUAUUGGACGCGGCCUGCGCUGCUGGACUUUAAUGUGGCAACAAGCUCCAGAAUCGGGAUUAAACCCAAACAACAAGAGCGGCCCUGUGCCAUUCACAUCCAGUGCGCUCCUUGGAAUCGCCUACGUCCGGUUGGCGCUGAAUAUUGGGCCGUUCCGUCACCUCGAACUUCGCGAUCCGAGUUCAAUUGCCCUGGGAUUAACUCGACUACCCAACAUCGAGCGCAACGAUAGCCUAUUCUCCGCCCUGCUUUAUUCCACUCACGCUCUCAGUGUCCCUGUAAGACUAGGUAUAGAUCGAGUAGCGCGAAGCCAGGCAUUCUUCUGGAGCGUGCAACACGCUCUCUCGGGGUUUGAAUGCGCAGUCUUUCUCGCCAAGUGGCUUUGUUCCUUGCACACUCCCUCUCAAAACCACACCGCAAUCCUAUUCGAGGAUCGAAUUUUACUCUGGAUCCGCCGCAUUGUGGAAGAAGCUUACGCCGUGGUCGACUUUGACGAACCCGACCUUGAAGUGCCGACUGAUCCCUUCUCUCUCGGGCUUGUUGUCCUGAUGAUCUGGUCUCGAUUCUUUCAAGGCAACACUCAGUGGCCAUUCAUUGUGAUCCUCGGAAAGAGUCUGCAAAAACAUGGCGAAUCUCUUCAAGAGCGGAGACAGUUUGAGGGUCAAAGCCUUCUUCAAUGACUUUUCUGACCCACCCGCUGAAGGAAGUCCCAUAGAUUUACUCCGGCCUACAAACACGCCUAGUCACUCUCACAUCCGAUCCAACAGCACCACUCCGCUCUCUGCCCUCUCGCACAACGCCUAAAAUUAUGUGGUCCGCAGAAAAACCGCAUAUCCUUGUGGAACGCCAGAAGAAUAAAACCGCCAACGUGCAUCUGAAGCCGCGCCUCAUAUCCAUAGAUAUCAAGCCCCACUAGGCAGGGCGCAUAUAAUCACCUCUCACAUACGAUAGAAU